AUGGUUUCCUCUUCUCUCUCUCCUCUGGCCGCGGCCUUGCUGCUUCUUUCCCCCAAUGUUGCCGCAACCCCUAUUUCUAAUGCCCAAAACAGCAAGUACACCCACCCUCUCGGUAUCCCCGAGGUGCAGCCCCAAGCACUCCUAUUCGAAGGUCCCGCGCCGCAGAUCCACGAGCUCUCGAUCGACGCUCUCAGCCAGCAAAACGCCACCGAAAUCCCCGCCUUCAUCCCCGAGGGUCUACACGUGGCGACCGAGGACGAGGAAGCCGAACUCAGCAGGCGCUUCAUCAUGGGCGCGGACAACCGCGUCCUGUGGACGGACCGGUCGUACCCCUUCUCGGCGAUGGGCAAGAUCGAGUGGAACACGGGGGUGUUCUGCUCGGGGGCGCUGAUCGGGCCGCGCCACGUCGCGACCGCGAAGCACUGCGCGCCCAUCGGCCAGACGGGCGUCAGCCUGCGCUUCCGCCCCGCCUUCUACGACGGCGACCAGUUCCCCAGCGCCGCCGUCACCACCAUCUACCACCUACCGGGUUACUCCGUCAACGACCCGGACGCCAACGCCUGCGACAUCAAGGAGGACUGGGCCAUCUUCAUCCUCGACGCGCGCCUCGGCGACCAGCGCGGUGGCCUCGGCGCCAAGGUCAUCGACCAGGGGCUCAUCGGCAAGAACGAGCUCCUCCACCUUGGAUACCCUGGUGAUUUGGCGAACGGCCAGCGUCCGUACCGCCAGGAUAGGAUCACCAUCGCCAACCGCUUCGACUGCGAUGCGACUGGUGGGCUCUCGACCGAUGCUGAUGUUGCGGGAGGACAGAGCGGCGGCCCUAUCUGGCAAAACAUCGACGGAACCCGCCUCCAACUCGGCGUCCUGAGCGCAGGCAGUGCCACGGAGAGCGUCUUCGCCGGCGGCAACAACUGGCUUAAUGCCAUUUCCAUCGCCCGCAGGGAUUUCCCUUAG
This is a messenger RNA of Hypoxylon fragiforme, 954 nucleotides long. Its product is annotated as trypsin-like cysteine/serine peptidase domain-containing protein. NCBI's taxonomy places the organism in Eukaryota, Fungi, Ascomycota, Sordariomycetes, Xylariales, Hypoxylaceae. Bases 1 to 954 code for a protein of 317 amino acids. The record is from RefSeq and is a predicted model, not a curated record. The transcript has 2 exons. Gene Ontology annotation, biological process: proteolysis. Gene Ontology annotation, molecular function: serine-type endopeptidase activity.